Amoebophrya sp. A120 is the source of this 4521-nucleotide messenger RNA. Lineage: Eukaryota; Dinophyceae; Syndiniales; Amoebophryaceae. The record is from the annotation of a GenBank genome assembly.
GAAAAACCUUUCGCAAACAAUUCUGCGGACGUUCGGACGGUUCCUGAUCUGCCGCGAGCUCCAAGUCGCAGGGCUCUUUGAAGUAGGUGCCUUCCACUUGGCGGCUGGGACGUCGAAAAAAGAAGACCUGCGUGGUCCGGCGGGUGAUAGCGCAAGAACUGCUGGCACCAGUACUACAACACCGCUCGUUCGUCGCAGCACGACCGAUGGAACACGAACAAUGUCAAAACCAGGCGGUAAAAGCGGUAAAAAUAGCAGGCCAACAACAACAAAAUCUGCGCUACAAGAAAAUCACUCGAUGAUGACAACAAAACUUUUGACAGACCAUCUGUGCAAGGGCGUAUUAAAGACCUGGGCGGCGGUGGCCGCAACAUCGAAUGAUCAACGUCAGGAUGGUUCAGCUGCGCCGCCCCAGGCGUCGUUGAACGAAAGAAAAAUAAAUCCUGUCUCAUCCUCCGCCUUUCCGAGGAACACGAAGAAGGCCACUGCGGGGGGCAUGAACAUGAAGAAACAGAAUCACGCAGCUAUUUCGACGACGUCCCCGCUGGAACAUCAACAUCCUCUUGAGCAGGUGGACAGCACGCGCAGCUUUUGGGACCGCUAUGCGGAGGACCAGAUGCAAAAAGCUACCAAAGUACUAGAUGACCACGGUGCUCCUGGGAGCUUUUCUAGUACUUUCGAGACCAAAAAUUAUCCGCUCCCCGGUCGUGGUGAACAACAAGCUUUUUUUUCAAAAGACUCCUACGCCGCGCGACUCCAGCAACUUAUCCAGGUGACGGCGGUCAUCGGGGAAAAAUUUGAGGAGUGUUUGCAUUUGAUACGCGAGGAAAAACGGAGAAGGGGAAAGUUCUUGGAAAACUGGAAUAACGCCAAAGUCUUCUCCUUCCUGGAAUCUCUCUACCACCGGGUGAGUGACCUGGCGGUAGUAGACGGCUCCGACGCAGAUGAGCUCCAGGCCGCGGUUACCGAAUUGCUCGAGAACUUGCAGGAGAACAGCGGCGCGACAGAGUACGUCGUGCCGAUCUUCCUUCGGUUUUUGCAGAAUAAAGACACCGACCUGGUCGAAGUGCGUAGAAACGACCGCGACCAGCCGUCUUCUAGUACUACUUCCUACGUGAAAAUGGCCCGUUUGCCGAUCGAGUCGCAGCGAUUUGCGCGCAAUCUGUUCGGAAAUCAUAAUUUGUUGGCCCAGCUGAGCAGCUGGUUACGCGCGACCUGGCGGCAAGAGGUAAAUCAGAUGGACAAAGUUGCGGAACUCUUCCUGCGGUUCUUCGACGAGCGCACGCGGGAGUGGCCAGCGCUGCAACCACGGCGACCAGCGCAGCGUCACUUCGACACUUUUGAAGCCUCCAAGUCGUGGCUCCAGAAUGUAAACAUCCUAGAGCUUUUACUGCAUGCGAGUUUGAAAGAAGAAGAAGAACAAUCCGAGGGAAAGUUGGUGGAUGCAGUGGCUGGGCAGCUUGAUUACGAUGCAACUUCUUUUCGCGCAGAAGCAGCAGCAGGCCGGACCAGCGAGAUGAAGAUGAAAAUAACAACAAGUUGGGUGGAGUUAGCAGGUGGAGUGGCGGCCACGCAGGUUGUACAUGAAGCAUAUCAGCGUUUGAAGGAGUUGGCUCAGUCGUCUCUACAACAUCUUCCAUCCACCGCCCCUACUCCCUUUGGAGGUAUGAUGACUUUUCUGCAAGCCUUGCACUGGCGGAAGGUUUCACUGGGUGCCGCAUUGGAAGAACAGAAAUUAUCUCCAAAUCAGAAGAUUUUCAAACCAAAAGGGACGAAGAACAAAGCACCAGCAGAGGAAGUAGAUGAGCCGGAAACGGAUCAUAUCUCGAAGGCCACGAGUAGACCUCCGCAGCAUAGUCCUCAGUGGAUGUUGGAGGAAAAGCAAGCUCUCGACGGGAUCAAUUUCUACCCGUUGCAGAAAUUGUUGCGGGACUUGGAAAAUUUGUCUACGGCUGCGCAGGAGGGCGGGACGGAAGAGGUAGUUGUAAAGACGGAGCAGGCGCCGGGACGAGAAAGAGAAACAAUACCAAGGCCAGCUGGCUUCGCGCUCCAACCGGAAGUCGACCUCCUGCAGAAGUCCACAUCGCAAGAAAGUACUUCUACCGCAUCUUCAAAGGUGGCAACAAGGCCACGAGGACCAGUCAGCUUCCAAGGUGGACCACCUCCUCCGGAAGGAUCGCAAGCAUUUUCAUCUGAUCCUCGUGAGGCAGCAGCAGCUCCUGGCGCUGCUCCUGCUUUGCGCACUAUUUCUAGACCGCUUUGGAGCGAGGUAAUACAUGAAGAGUCACCUCAUCUGAACUACAAGGACGAUGAAGAGGAUCUUGUCUUGAACGACUUGGAGAGGAUCUUGGAUGCGCCUUGGAUGCACGCAACUUCAGCUUUCGAAGGUUCUUGUUCAGGCAGCUCCUCCGAGGACGAAGAAGAUGAAGAACUCGAUCCGGGUAGUGCUACCAGAACGAGUAGCGAUUUACCACGGGGAAAGAACACAAUGAAAAUGAUAAGAAGGAAUUGUGUCCCUACCAUCCCCACCGCGUUGAAAGUGUUGAUCAACUGGAUGGAAGAUGUCAACCUCGAUCUCUUAUGCAUUGCAAAUGUGUCUGGGUCUGGAAACUUGUGAUGCAAGGAGUGGAAUCAAUACUAGUCAGCACACUGUAAUGCGCUGUCAAGCAUGACAAGUUUUUCCGUGGUUAGGAGUUGCGUACUCCGCAUGAGAAACUGCGUUUUUGCAUGACAGGCAAGAGGAGGUCUCUGCGGUGACGCAACACAGAGUUGUUCAGAGUGAUGCCAGACUAGCAUGACAAAUCUCGCAACUGCCCAGACCCAGACAUAUUUGCAUUUGAUAUCUCUCCUUUAACCUCCGUUCGCGCUUCGUCCGCGACGCGAUUGAGCAUUACGGUGAAGAUCCGACUUGUUAAUUGACUGCCACAGAAAAGAGAGAAUAAUUACUACCCGUCAACAUUUCGAGCAUGGAGGUAGGGGAGAUUUCUGCUCCGUCUUCAUCUGCCCGGGAGAAGGUCGCGAAGGUAGCGGAGGUGCUGGGCAGUUUUGUACUGGGAACGAUAUAAUUUUGGGUUGUCCAGGCCGCGGCCAUGAAAAUGGUAAAUGAAACUCAGGACGACUGGGAAGCCCCAUAAUGGAAGGAUUGUAUCAAAGGCAAAAUGUCCUCAGUUUUGCAGCUGUAACAUUAACAUUUUGUACAUGUAGGAAAAAAAGUGAUGAUCUAAGAUAUGACACAGACUGUAGGAUGUUUCUGGUGCAAAAGAUGAACACCCGAGCGCAAUAGAAAUUGUGCGGACAACAUAGUAUAUAUGUCCUGAGGAACAACCAUGGACUUACCUUUUGUAACAUGAAAAUAACUACUGCUACUGCCCCAAUGAUAUGGUUUAUUCAUCCUUCUUCCCGUUCGUCAUUACUCACAACUGAGAGUUCGUUGUAAGUACUUACCCCUGAAACUGAAAAGAAAUUCACCCUCGAACUUUAGUUGUGUGUCGCUGAAUGAUUGUUGUAAAAUGUCGUAAAUUACUGGCCGGAGUGAAGCAGGAACAGAUUCGCAACGGCGGCCGCUUUUUUGUCAGCGUUUUUAGACUACAUUCACGGUCAGUGCAGAUUUCCUAUUUUUUGUGCGAUGGUUGUCGUUGUAUCAGUAUCUAUCAUGGUUCGAGCUAAGGCCGCACUAUCCAGUACAGUAUUGUUGUCAUUGUAGCGGGGACCUGAUGUCUUUGCGGGAAAGCUCGCUGGAUGAGCAUCAGGUUAUUUACAUGUGCUGCAGAAGUAAAAUGCAACGAUAACGAAUUGGUUUUGAGCAAGCUCCUGUCAUAGAUAUUUUCGAAAGCGGCGCCACAUUUGUCAGGCAGAUCAGAAGGCGAAGGGUAGAAGUUGACUCCAGCUUUAACACAUUCUAGUAAAGUUGUUGUGGGUCCCCCGGACUUUUCAUUCUCUACAGAGGCCGACGCAGUGUAAUGUACCGCGCUGCUUCUUACUUACUCGUCAAAUUAGGCCUGGUAUUAGGAAACUGCACCUUUCUUGUUUGGGACAGACUAGUAUCGCCAUGAUCUUCUUUUGAAGUCCACAGAACUCGCAUCAGCUUUACGGAUGAUGUGUGAUGAUGACCUACUUGUUUUCAUGUCUGUGAAACGCAAAAGAUUAUGUACUUCAGUUUGUGAGUCACUUCUAUAGCGAUAGCGGCCUUCUCGUGCUUGUUUCAUUCUCACAAUUUAUUACCUCUGCAACGCCAAGCCUUAUUUGAAUAUAUCUCGGACAGAUUCAGAAGUAUUGGUCAGCGGGCUAGGACCUAGAUCCGGACAGAAAGAAGCCUCAUAAAUUAGCGAAAUCGAACAAACAACACUGGAAUGUUUUUUCCUUCGAUGCGAGGACGUGUCAUGUGUGAUUUUUAGGAAAUUAAUUGUGAAUGUUGAGAAGACCGUCGAGAUUGCUCUUAUUCUUGCGGACAACCUCCUGCCUGUUGCCAAAGCGAAUAAAUAUUCCGCUGCCAGCCUCAUUGAGAUUGAACUUGAAGUAUUG